Alosa sapidissima (American shad) is the source of this 4103-nucleotide messenger RNA. It is a transcript of the gene impdh1a, whose product is annotated as IMP (inosine 5'-monophosphate) dehydrogenase 1a. Gene Ontology annotation, cellular component: cytoplasm. The transcript has 16 exons. Lineage: Eukaryota; Metazoa; Chordata; Actinopteri; Clupeiformes; Clupeidae. Gene Ontology annotation, molecular function: IMP dehydrogenase activity. The coding region runs from base 552 to 2441 and encodes 629 amino acids. The record is from RefSeq and is a predicted model, not a curated record. Gene Ontology annotation, biological process: GTP biosynthetic process.
GGCUCAUUGAGCUCUUGUCCUUCUAACCAUCCAGGUCUCACCUGGAGGACUGAGGCCGCUUGUGGAGUUCCCAAACCCCAUCUCUGGAUGUCUCCGUGUCCAUGUGAAGACUUUCUCUUUGACAACAGUUUACAGGAGCUUUUUCAUAUCUGCAUGUUGCUGCCACUUGAAUGAAUUACACCUAAGCUUACUAUCACAACCAGGAUUGUGGAUUAAGUCUUCUGGGAGCAUCUUUGCCCAAAGAGGUUUUCGAGGAGUUUACUGAGAGAGACAUGUUGACAUCGUUGGAGAUCUGGACAGUCAGCUGAGCAGACACAGCCCAAGUCACCGAGCCAUUUCCAGGGAUCCACUUGUCAAAAGCAGUUGUCUGAGUGGCCACCAGCACAUAAGUGAGUGCACAAGUGCUGUAGAGCGCGUGGCGUGCCAGGGCAGCGGACAGCCAGAGGGCCGUUCCCCUUCCCCGGUGUUCUUGAGAGAGGGUGUCAGUCCUGGGGGGUUGGGUGGCCUCUGGGAGGGGCACGGUGGAGGACGACACGCUGGAUUUCGAGGAGAUGGAGGGGCAUGGGUAUGAUCGCUUUAGCGACUCCGAGCGGGACAGCUACCAAAUAGACUACCGGCGCAUCGUGGGGGACACAGAGCCAGCGCGUCCACGUCUCUCGCCCCGAGACGGAGAGCACUUCCAUGGGCCAUUUGUCCAUGGAGCGCCCCACGGGCACGGACACGGCCAUGAGACUGCGGCCCAGCGCUACAGUGCCACACGCAUACAGGCUGGUUAUGAACCUGAGAGCAUGGCAGACUACCUGAUCAGCGGAGGUACAGGUUAUGUGCCAGAAGAUGGUUUGACAGCCCAGCAACUUUUUGCAAUUGGAGAUGGUCUUACUUAUAAUGACUUUCUCAUCCUUCCUGGUUUUAUUGACUUCACUUCUGAUGAAGUGGAUUUGACGUCUGCCCUGACCAGAAAGAUCAGCCUGAAGACCCCACUGAUCUCCUCUCCAAUGGACACUGUCACAGAGUCAUCCAUGGCCAUCGCAAUGGCACUCAUGGGGGGAAUUGGCAUCAUCCAUCAUAACUGCACUCCAGAGUUUCAGGCCAAUGAAGUUCGGAGAGUGAAGAAAUUCGAGCAAGGCUUCAUCACAGACCCUGUGGUGAUGAGCCCCAGGCACACAGUCGGUGACGUGAUCGAGGCGAAGAUCCGACACGGCUUCUCUGGUAUCCCAGUCACGGAGACGGGCAAGAUGGGCAGCAAGCUGAUGGGCAUCGUCACAUCACGAGACAUCGACUUCCUGUCUGAGAAAGACCAUGAUAGGCCACUGGAGGAGGUUAUGACAAAGAGGGAUGAUUUGGUUGUUGCACCUGCUGGUGUGACACUAAAAGAGGCCAAUGACAUUCUCCAACGCAGUAAGAAAGGGAAGCUGCCUAUAGUGAACGACAACGACGAGCUGGUGGCCAUCAUCGCGCGCACAGACCUGAAAAAGAACCGUGACUACCCGCUGGCCUCUAAAGACUCACGCAAACAGCUGCUGUGUGGGGCAGCCAUAGGAACUCGCGAGGACGACAAGUACAGGCUGGACCUGCUCAUCCAGGCCGGAGUGGACGUGGUCGUGUUGGUGAGGACUACGGAUUCAUCCCAAGGGAACUCAGUGUUCCAGAUCAGCAUGAUCAAUUACAUCAAGCAGAAGUACCCUGAGCUGCAGGUGGUGGGAGGAAACGUUGUGACUGCAGCGCAGGCCAAGAACCUGAUCGAUGCAGGGGUGGACGCCUUGAGAGUGGGCAUGGGUUGCGGCUCCAUCUGCAUCACUCAGGAAGUGAUGGCUGUCGGGAGACCACAGGGUACAGCUGUGUAUAAAGUGGCAGAAUAUGCCCGACGGUUUGGUGUGCCAGUUAUAGCAGACGGUGGCAUUCAGACGGUGGGGCAUGUGGUUAAGGCUCUGGCACUCGGCGCAUCAACAGUGAUGAUGGGCUCGUUGCUGGCGGCAACCACAGAGGCUCCUGGAGAGUAUUUCUUCUCGGACGGCGUGCGGCUGAAGAAGUACCGCGGGAUGGGCUCUCUAGAUGCCAUGGAAAAGAACAGCAGCAGCCAGAAGCGAUACUUCAGCGAGGGAGAUAAAGUGAAGGUGGCUCAAGGUGUAUCGGGGUCAGUGCAAGACAAAGGCUCCAUCCAUAAAUUUGUGCCCUACCUCAUAGCAGGCAUCCAGCAUGGUUGCCAGGACAUCGGGGCUAAGAGUUUGUCCAUCUUACGCUCCAUGAUGUACUCUGGAGAGCUAAAGUUUGAGAAGAGGACAAUGUCUGCGCAGGUGGAAGGCGGUGUGCAUGGUCUUCACUCAUAUUCUUUUGUGCCAUAUAUGAGAAGCGGCUUUACUGAUGGAGGCAGCCGAGGCCAGAGCCGUGUGGCUCCCAACGUCCCCACGCCAGCAUCACUCAAACACAACGGCUACCUGUGACCCCACCAACCCCCGCCCAGCCCAGUCCAGCGGUAUUCAUGACCUGAACACUGUACUGCCCUCCCUUCCUCCACAUGAGCAGAAUACUGUAUUCUCUCUCUCUCUUUCUCUCUCUCUCUCUCUCUCUCUCUCUCUCUCUCUCUGCUGUCUUGGAGUCCCCAUGUAGAGUGGGAAGGCUACACAGCUUGCAGACUUGCUGGCCGAAGGAGGGGUCAGGAGAUUGGCCCGUGAUUCACCUGGCCGCAACUGGACACGCAGGACACACAAACAAUCAACUCCGAGACCCAACUCACUGCUCUAAAGUGUGGUGUAAUUUUGCCCUUUUUUUUCAUUUCCUCUAAGCUGCCAGAACCUCCGGUUUGUUUCUCACUGUAGAUUGUGACGUGUGUGUGUGUGUGUGUGUGUGUAUUUCAGUUCAUCUGUAGCUCUCUGCACACUUGACUUGGAAUACCCAUUUCACUAAUACUUGUAGCAGGAGAUGUGUGAAAACACACACACGCACACAUACACACAUGCACACACACGCAUGCAUAUACACACACACACACACACACACACACACAGAGGGAGAGUAAGGACCUUGAAGGACUACACUGGGUGUUCUACAUAAACUUAUGAAUAUGAAUACCUUACCUUUAAAGACCUCGAGAAAUCUGUGUGUACUACCCUUUGGCUGACCAGCAAAAUUUCUGUUACCUAGAUAUCACUGUUACCUAGAGGGAGUUACAGGUAUUGUCCACAAAUACUCUAUAUAAUCAGAUGAAUGUUAAAUGCCCUCUUUAAAUAUGAGAGCAUAUGAACUAGCUUGUUUAGCUUGUGCUAGCCUGCUCACUGUAUGCUCUCCAGUAGAAUGAAUGAAAGGUAUAGGGGGCCAGUGGCAAAGCGUAAAGCCUGACAUCAGGGAUUCAUUCCGCCUGAUCGCCUUACAAACAGACAUUCUUGUGAGAUUGUACUUUGCACUGUUAGUUCGAAUAAGUCGAAUUGUUGUCAUGUUGAUACAUAAACAGAAACGUAAACAGAAACAGAAACAUAAAUUCUGUCAGAGUAAAAAGUAAUGCUCUCAAAGAGUUCACAUUUUUUUGUGGAAAUAAAACAUGGGUUGGCUUUCUGUUGUCUGUUGUAUAGUUAGUGUCCAACUGUAAUUCUUCUGUGUGCAGUUCAGCACUUUGCAAUCGGAAGUAGUGUCAGAUUCAGCACCAACAGCCAGUGAUUCAUGUGAGCUUUGUGCACUCCUUCAGUGUAGUUCUAGCUACAUAGCUUCAGUGUCGCUGAUUUCAGCUUCUCAGGUUUUCUGCUGUUUUUUGCAGUUAUUUAGAAAUCAAAUGUUUUUGCAGUUUUAGAGAUACCUAACGAUUUUCUAUUGUGAGAAUCAUUAGAUCUCUUGUCCGCUUUUAAUCAAUUGUAUCAGCUUGCAGGAAUGAAGUUUGUGUUGGUCAGAUUCAACUCAAUGUUAAUUCUGUUACUGUCACUGUGUAGCUUUCUCUCAGACUUCUUAGAGGUGUGUGUGUGUGUGUGUGUGUGUGUGUGGGUGACAUAGCUAGAGAGAUGUAGCAAGGACAAUUGACAUGUAGACAUGUUUUUUUUUCAUGUCUAUACUUCCCAUCAUUUUUGAGACCACUUGUUAAAUAACUGAUUGUAGGUUAAAUAAAAUUUUUGAUUCAA